CCUUCAUUCAACCUCCGCCCCUUUCUCUCUCCUCCUUCCCUCAUUUUCUCUCUCUAAACCCUACCAGGAGCACGAAUUCCCACCACAUGCCUUCUCUCUCCUCCCUGAUCGCCGCAACCGCAAUCCGCCGCGCGACGCUUGCUCCCCCGCCGGACCCCCGAUCCCCUCCGACGCCGUCGCCGGGCGACCGGACCUGAACCGCGCCGAUCGCCGCUCGCCGCUCGCCGACCAUGGCCAUUCCCAAGACCUCCGGCUCCUACCCGGCGCCGCUGAGCUACUCGGUCCACCUGGAGAUCCGCCUCUUCUACGUCCGCAUCUCCCCCUGCGUCCCGGGCCUCGUCCCCGACCGCCUCACCCUCCGCCACGUCCACCGCGACCUCGGCGCCGCCCUCGAGAUCAACGGCGCCCGCGUCCCCGAGCUGAGCCCCGCCUCCGUCGCGCUGCGGCGGGACCGCGUCGACAAGGACGCGCUCGAGGUGACGUACCUGAGCACCGACAGCGUGCGGAUCACGGGCGGCGUCGAGUUCGAGGUGCUGGAGAACGAGGACGUGGUCCUGUGCGGGUCGCUGGAGAGGGUGGACGACAAUUGGAGCAACGUGAGCACGGGGCUGGAGGGCGAUUCGAGCAAGGGGUGGUUCCUGGAUUGCCACGUCGCGAAUUUGGGCGGUUCGUCGUCGUCUUCCGCGUUCUUUCAACCGAAGAUGGGGGUGUCUUCUCCGUCCAUCGAGGUGUAUAUUGCGGGCAGGUGCUCAGGCGUGCCGGUGAUUUUGACGAGGACGAUACAGGUGAGCCCCAGAAAGAAGGGGCCGCGGCACGGAACGUUGGAUGCCAUUCCGGAGGAUGAAGAGAUCGGGAAGGAGCAGAACAUCGGGAACGGGUUGGUUCGACACCGGGAUUUGCAGAUGGUAGAUCCCGAAUUCGAUGACUAUGGACCAGAGAGUAAAUUUGGGCACCCGUAUUACUCGGAGGACAUGUAUACUGGCGAGGACGGACAGCUUUCAUGGUUUAAUGCUGGUGUAAGAGUUGGUGUUGGGAUUGGCCUGGGUAUGUGCCUUGGGAUCGGGAUAGGUGUUGGACUGCUCAUGCGCUCAUACCAAACAACUACCAGGAACUUCAGGAGAAGGUUUCAGCUGUUCAAUCGAGCCUGUAACAUACAUAACGAGGUUGCUGCAGUUGUUGGUGCAGUGCGGCUGAUGUUUUUGAAUGCUGAUGUGAAAAUGUAUGGAGGGAACGACGUGCGAGUGCGAGUGCGAAUGCGCGUGCGCUUAUUGUAUAGCUUUCACGCUAUCCGGGUUGUCGUCUUGGAUUGUUUCUUCUCAUCUUUUGUGCUCGAGCGUGUGGAUGGUACUUCGAAAAGGCAGAUUCCUCAGCUUAUUAUGAUAUUUGCAGGCAGAUCUCGCCCCGCCCCCCGCCGUCCGCCGCCGCCGCGAACAAUGGCCGGAUCCUCUUCCCUCGCGGUGGUGCCCCGCCAGGCCGACCCCUCGUCCCUCCCCCUCGUCGUCGCCCUCAACUGCAUCGAGGACUGCUCCCUCGAGCAGGACUCCCUCGCCGGCGUCGCCUCCGUCGAGCACGUCCCCCUCAGCCGCCUCGCCUCCUCCGACCGCACCAUCGACUCCGCCUCCGCCGUCCUCCUCCACUCCCUCGCCUUCCUCCCCCGCGCCGCCCAGCGCCGCCUCCGCCCCUACCAGCUCGUCCUCUGCCUCGGCUCCGCCGACCGCUCCGUCGACUCCGCCCUCGCCGCCGAGCUCGGGCUCCGCCUCGUCCACGUGGACACCUCCCGGGCCGAGGAGAUCGCGGACACGGUCAUGGCCCUGGUCCUGAGCUUGCUCCGGCGGACGCAUUUGCUGGCUCGGCACGCGCUCUCGGCCUCGGGGUGGCUCGGAUCGGUGCAGCCUCUGUGUAGGGGGAUGAGGAGGUGCCGCGGCUUGGUGCUCGGGAUCAUCGGUAGAUCGAGCUCCGCCAAGUCGCUAGCCACGCGUGGAUUGGCUUUUAAGAUGAGCGUGCUCUACUUCGAUGUCGUCGAUGCAAAUGGGAAAGUGAUCAGGCCAUCCAUAUCCUUUCCUCCCUCCGCCCGGAGAAUGGAAACUCUUAAUGAUUUGCUUGCAGCCAGUGAUAUUGUCUCUCUUCACUGUGCACUAACAAACGAAACUAUCCAGAUUCUUAAUGCAGAAUGCUUGCAGCAUAUAAAGCCUGGAGCAUUUCUUGUAAAUACGGGCAGCUGUCAGUUGCUGGAUGAUUGCGUGGUAAAGCAAAUGCUCAUUGAUGGUAGCUUGGCUGGGUGUGCUCUGGAUGGCGCUGAAGGGCCACAAUGGAUGGAAGCAUGGGUAAGGGAAAUGCCCAAUGUGUUGAUACUACCACGAAGUGCUGAUUAUAGUGAAGAAGUGUGGAUGGAGAUACGGGAGAAAGCCAUCUCAAUGUUGCAGACAUACUUUUUUGAUGGCAUUGUUCCAAAAGAUACUGUAUCUGAUGAGGAAGAGGAAGAAAAUGAAAUAGCAGAUGAAAAUCAGAAGUUUGAUUCCCGAGACAAAGAAAGUGUUCCCCAGGUUUCUUCAGUUGCACAAGUGACAGAUAUCAUCCAACUAAGUCGAGAAAGCACACAGAAAGUGGGCACUAGUCAAUUAGUAGAGUCUCCAGACCACAAUCAGGGUUCAGGUUUAUCUCAAAACACAGUUGCACGACCUGAAGCAAGGCGUGGUCGAGCGGGUAAGAAAGCGAAAAAGAGGCACGGUCGUCAAAAGUUGGGGCAAAAAUUCGAUGACCCUUCUUCUUUAGGAAAAGAAAGCGCAUCCAAUCGAGAAGAUGACACUGCUAUGAGUGGCACAGAUCAAGUUUUAAGUUCCAGUUCACGUUUUGCUUCUCCUGACGACUCCAGAAGUAGGAAGAUGCCUCUCGAUUCAAUGCAAGAUUCUACUCCGAGCCAACCUCAUAAGUCAAUCAGGAAUCUUUCUGGAAGGCCUGGGGAUUUGCUGAAAGAUGGGUAUGUUGUAGCUCUAUAUGCCAAAGAUCAUCCUGCACUCCAUGUUUCCAGGCAAAGAGUAAAAGGCGGUGGCUGGUUCCUAGAUACCAUAUCUAAUGUAACCAAAAGAGAUCCUGCAGCACAGUUUCUUGUUGUUUUAAGAGGCAAGGAGACAAUUGGUUUGCGAUCUUUUGCUGCUGGUGGAAAGUUAUUGCAGAUCAAUAGACGGAUGGAAUUCGUAUUUGCCAGUCACAGCUUUGAUGUUUGGGAAAGUUGGACGUUGGAAGGUUCUCUGGACGAAUGCAAGCUAGUUAAUUGUCGGAAUUCUCAGGCGGUGCUGGAAGUCCGCGUCGAAAUUUUGGCAGUUGUAGGAGAUGACGACGGGAUUACCCGGUGGAUCGACUAGCGAGUCCUCAAUCGGGUCAUGGCGUAUUUUUAUUCCUUUUCUUCAUUUUUAUACUUUUUCCUCGCGGUUGUAUUCUCUCCAGAUCAUUUGUAAAGCGUCCUUUGCCUCGAUUUCCCUUUUGCCCCCUUCGCAUUUGCUUCCCCUGUAUCGGGAAGGAUAUCGGCAUCUCUCUGCUCAUUGUGUUUUGGUGUGUUGUUCCAGCUUCCAAAUGAGAUGAGUGUGCGUUUUUACAAAAGGACGAAAGUGUUUCAUCUUCA
This is a messenger RNA of Eucalyptus grandis, 3619 nucleotides long. RefSeq names its product C-terminal binding protein AN. Lineage: Eukaryota; Viridiplantae; Streptophyta; Magnoliopsida; Myrtales; Myrtaceae. The transcript has 11 exons. The record is from RefSeq and is a predicted model, not a curated record. Bases 231 to 3362 code for a protein of 1043 amino acids. Gene Ontology annotation, molecular function: NAD binding. Gene Ontology annotation, biological process: microtubule cytoskeleton organization.